Messenger RNA from Pteropus alecto (black flying fox), 5128 nucleotides. It is a transcript of the gene LRRCC1, whose product is annotated as leucine rich repeat and coiled-coil centrosomal protein 1. NCBI's taxonomy places the organism in Eukaryota, Metazoa, Chordata, Mammalia, Chiroptera, Pteropodidae. The transcript is spliced from 18 exons. Gene Ontology annotation, molecular function: protein binding. The record is from RefSeq and is a predicted model, not a curated record. Gene Ontology annotation, cellular component: centrosome; cytoplasm. The coding region runs from base 1677 to 4754 and encodes 1025 amino acids.
CCGCCGCGCCUCCCUCCGGUCCCCACUCCCGCCCUGGCACGAAGCGGCGGCCGUGCAGGAGGGUUUGCCGCACCCGUGGGUUCUGCCUCGGCGCUCUCUGCCCCCGUCCUCAUUCCUCCUCCGCGGGGCGCUGCGAAGCACAUAUUCGUAGACUUUUUGAAAGUAUUAAACGUAACCCUAUUUAGUUCGUGCAACCCAAGCUUACUCAUGGCGCAGCGAGCCCUGGGUUCCGCGUCCCCCAUCGGCCCCUGCCCGCCCUCAUGGGCGCUUCUCCACCCGCACUCCGGUUAGCCGUGCUGGGCUCCGGGUGGGCCAUCCUAGGCUUCUCCGUGCCUUUGCACGCGCUGUUCCUUUGUGGCGCGCCUUCCUCUACGCGAACCUUGCUGCUGGUUAUUAAAGCAUCUUGUUCUAGAUCCUGCUGUAAAAUCUGUCAGGAGACCCCAGGGGAAUGUUUUCAAAGGAAUAUGUACAGUUUAACUUAGUCGUAGCUGUCAUUUACAGAGCAGUCUGUGUGUGUACAUCACAUAUGUCAUCACUGAUCCUCACAGCAGUUCUGCAGGGUAGUAAUUUUACAGAUGACAAGUCUGAGGCUCAGCAUCUAAAUAAUUUACCAACUUCAGGCACCUGAUGAAAGACUGUUGAAAUUCAAACCCAUUUCGGUCUAAAUUCGCUGUCUGCUUUUUCUAUUGUGCCACGUUAUCUGCACCAUAUUAAUUUCUGUAAGCCAGAAUAUAUCAGAAAAUGAAUGUCAUGAAGAGCAGUUGUUAAUAGCGUAAGGUGUGGACUAAAUAAUGGUUCAGGAAAUGACAGAAGCUAGAUAGUAGGAAAGUAUUUCAGACAGUCACAUUUAGAGAUUGCUAGUUUGAAGUUUAGAAAUGUGUUAUCUUUUUCUGUCAGAAGUACACAGAACAUGGAACAGAUGCUGGGGACACUGUGUCCCGGUUCCUGACUGUGCCUCCAUCCAGCUCCUCUGAACUCUGUGUGCUGUGAGGUGUUUUCCUGGAGCUUCUGUCUUCAGAAGAGGUUCAGUUUAAGUGGCAGCGAUUGAGAGAAUGAAAAUGGGAGUGCUUUUCAGAGGCGGUGCAUUCUAGAUUUCGAGGAGGGAGGGCAGGCAGGCACUGUUGCACUAGAAAUACCAAUGCCCAGUGCUUUGUUUUGAAAUCAGCAGACGGUGAAGGAAGUAAGGUUAUAAACUCCAGUGCCAGAUCCAGAUUUAUACCAGCUCAGUCAGGUAAUAACUAUAAGAACCUGGGCAAGUAAUUUAAUUCUGAUGAUCUUCAGUAUCCUUGUGAUACCUACAGCUUAGAGAGGUGAGGAUUAAAUGAGAAGAAACUGGGCCUCAGAAACGUUAACCCAUUUACUCGGCACAGCAAAAACGUGGAAGAGUGCGGACUUGAACCCGCGUCUUAGGGUUCCAGGCCCGUCUCAGUACCGCCUUCACUGUGUGCUGAUGGCCGUUUGCAUAUAGCAGCUGGAAACACCCAGGUUAGGGUCACUUGCCUGUCUCGAGUGAGUUCCUUGUUUGUACAAAUGGUCCAAAAUGCUGGUCAGUGGUAAGGAGCACUGUUCCCUACGAGACGUUUCCAGGCCACCGAGUAGGCAUGGCGUUGUAAUGGAAUGAGUAGGGCCCAUACUCGUCAUCUGCGUGCUGUUGGGGUACUGUUAACUGUCUGGUCAUGAUUUCAAAGUCCAUCUUUUACUUGUUUGUGAUAAUAUAUAUUUUAUUUUAUAGCAUAUCAGAGUUAUCCCUAGAUUCAACCCUUCAUGCCAUCAACCUUCAUUGCAAUAACAUCUCGAAGAUCGAAGCCAUUGGUCACGUUUGGAAUUUACAACAUUUAGAUCUGUCAUCUAAUCAAAUAAGUCAAAUCGAAGGGCUUAGCACACUCACAAAACUAUGCACUUUAAAUUUGUCCUGCAAUUUGAUCACAAGAGUAGAAGGACUCGACGCACUAAUUAAUUUGACUAGACUGAAUUUAUCUUAUAACCACAUAAACGAUCUUAGUGGUUUUAUACCCCUUCACGGCAUCAGACAUAAGCUUCGGUAUGUCGACCUGCACAGCAACUGCAUAGACAGCAUCCAUCACCUGCUCCAGUGCGUGGUGGGCCUGCACUUCCUAACCAACCUUAUUUUGGAGAAGGAUGGAGAGGACAAUCCCGUCUGUCGGGUACCAGGGUACAGAGCAGUUAUGCUCCAGACUUUGCCACAGCUUCGAAUCCUAGAUUGCAAGAACAUAUUUGGUGAGCCAGUGAAUCUGUCAGAAGUAAAUUCAUCGCGUCUACAGUGCUUUGAAGGCCUCUUGGAUAAUUUAGUUUCUUCUGAUUCUCCCCUAAACAUAAGUGAAGAUGAGGUCAUUGACAAUAUUCCAGUAGUGACACCACCCAUCAGUGACAUGGUACCCUUGGAACAGUUCGCCAACACACCAGCAGAUAAUGAUUUGACGUCCUUUACAUCUGUGUGUCCGUCUGCUCAGCAAGAGAAAGUUAAUCAUGAAACCGAUUUUGAGAAUGAGAUGAAACUUCAGAAAUUAGAUGAUCAAUUUAUACAGCUUCUAAAUGAAACUUCUAGUUCUUUAAUAGAUACUGUUCCCGAGAAAGAUCUCAGACCUAAAAGAGACACAGAUGUGACUUCUGAAAGUGACUAUGGACACAGAAAAGAGUGUAAUAGAAAAAUUCCUCGAAGAUCAAAAAUCCCAUAUUAUUCCAAAACUAUUCAGACUAUUAAGCACCACAAUAAGAACAGCAAUCCCUUUAUAAGUGGUAACCGUAAAAUGAAACAACCUAUUUUUAAAGAAUUAUACGUACGGUCAUCGUUAGCGAACUAUGAUGUGUCAGAAGAACCGGAAGAGCAGAAGACAGAACUAAUUAAAGUGGACAACAGUAGCUCCGAAGACAACACCUACCGGGUACUAGUUGAACAGCUGGACCAGGAGAGAGAGAAGAGGUGGAAAGCCGAGCAGGCCGAAAAGAAGCUCAUGGACUAUGUCGACGAGCUGCACAAACAGGCGAACGAGAAGAACGACAUCCAGUGCCUGGCCCUGCUCACCACGGACAGGCUAAAGGACAUUAUUUUUAAAGAGAGAAGUUCCAAAGUACAGCUGGAAGUUAUGGUUCACAAACUUCAAAGUGAAAUUAAAAAGCUAACGAUUGAGUUGAUUAAAGCAAGAGAUCAGCAGGAGGACCACAUCAGACACCUGAGAACCCUGGAAAAGGCGUUGGAGAAAGUGGAGAGGCAGAAGGGGCAGCAGCAGGCGGCACAGAUGCGGCUCAUCCAGGAGGUAGAGCUCAAAGCCGCCGCCGCCGACCGGGAGAUCAGCCUGCUGCGGACGUCCCUUCACCAGGAAAAGGAGCAGGUGCAGCAGCUUCAUGACCUGCUGUCGCUGAAGGAAGAGGAGCACAGGAAAGAACUUGAAACAAGGGAGUUUUUUAGUAAUGCUGAGUUCCAGGAAGCCGUGGCCAAGGAAGUAGCUAAGGAGGAGGCGCGGCACGAGGAGGAGAUAAAGGAGUACCAAGGGAAGGUGGAGGCGCUGACCCAGCAGUACCUGGACUUGGAGAACGAGUUCCGCUUCGCGCUCACCGUCGAAGCCAAAAGGUUUAGAGAUGUUAAAGACGGUUUUGAAAACGUUGCCACCGAGUUAGCAAAGAGCAAGUACGCUCUUGUUUGGGCUCAGCGGAAAGAAAAUGAGUCUUCCUCUCUGAUCAAAGACCUCACCUGCAUAGUGAAGGAACAGAAAACAAAACUCGCCGAAGUUUCCAAACUGAAACAGGAAACCACAGCAAAUUUACAGAAUCAAAUCAACACUCUUGAAAUUUUGAUCGAAGAUGACAAGCAGAAGAGCAUCCAGAUAGAGCUGCUCAAGCAUGAAAAGGUCCAGCUGAUUUCGGAGCUAGCAGCCAAGGAGUCGCUAAUCUACGGUUUAAGGACAGAAAGAAAAGUGUGGGGCCACGAGCUGGCACAACAAGGAUCCUGUCUGGCUCAAAAUCGUGGGAAACUAGAGGCUCAAAUUGAAAGUUUAUGCAGAGAGAACGAAUGUCUGCGGAAGACGAAUGAGCGUGACAGUGACACGUUAAGGAUUAAGUGCAAAAUCAUAGAAGACCAAACUGAGACCAUCACGAAGUUAAAAGUCUGUUUACAGGAAAGAGAGGAACAAAUCAAAACGUUACAGGAAAAGAUCACCGAAAUUCAGAAGUGCACUCAAGAACAGCUUGAAGAAAAGUCUUCGCAACUGGACGACAUCAUCGAGAAACUGGAAAGACACAACGAGAGAAAAGAAAAGCUGAAACAGCAGUUGCGAGCGAAGGAGCUGGAACUCGAAGAGAUUAGAGAAGCCUACAGUGCCCUGAACCAGAAGUGGCGCGAUAAGGGGGAGCUUCUGAGUAACCUCGAGAUGCAAGUGAAGGAAGCGAAAGAAAAAUUCGACAACAAGGAACGGACACUGAAGGCGGAAAGGGACAAAAGCAUCGAACUACAGAAGGAUACGCUAGAGAAGCUUCAUAGUAUGGACGAUGCCUUUAAAAAACAAGUCGACGCAAUUGUCGAAGCUCACCAAGCUGAAAUCAUAAAAAUGGCAAGUGAAAAGCAGAAAUAUAUCGAUUCUGCAAACCUAAAGGUUCAUCAGGUUGAAGAAGAAAUGCGUGAACUUCUGCAAGAAACAUGCAAGAACAAAAAAGCAAUGGAAGCGAAAAUCAAGCGACUUGCUUUUGCUCUGAAUGAAAUUCAGCGAGAUUGUGAUAGUUCUGAGACAGGACUUAAUUGAAAUGGACCGGCCGACAUUGUAAAAAUGAUUAAAUAUUGUAACAGUAGUAACUGCUGUGACUUGGAAAUGUCUCUUUCUACACAUUUCAUUCUGAUUCUAUUUUAAAAGACUUUUGAUAAAGUAUUUAAUUGUAUAUGUAGGUUUUUAUAAUAAAUUGUUGAUAAUUAUGUAUAUUAGAAAAACCUAUCAAAAUAACUAGACUUAAGACAUUUUUUCUUGUUUCUGUGCUGUGCAUUGUUUGGGAGUUAAACAUUUGCCAAUGAAUGUAAAUGAAAAUUAAGGUCAUCAUUCGACUAUAUUAGGAAAGUACUUGACUGAUUGUUGUUGCUUAUUGUGUUAAUGAAGAACUAAUUAUAUUUAUUGGUUGUCCUUUA